Messenger RNA from Echinops telfairi (small Madagascar hedgehog), 2738 nucleotides. It is a transcript of the gene DNAAF2, whose product is annotated as dynein axonemal assembly factor 2. The record is from RefSeq and is a predicted model, not a curated record. NCBI's taxonomy places the organism in Eukaryota, Metazoa, Chordata, Mammalia, Afrosoricida, Tenrecidae. The coding region runs from base 13 to 2472 and encodes 819 amino acids. Gene Ontology annotation, biological process: axonemal dynein complex assembly. Gene Ontology annotation, cellular component: cytoplasm. The transcript is spliced from 3 exons.
CUACGAGGCAACAUGGCCAAGGCCAACGCCGCCUCCUCGCUCGAGGACUUGGACCUCAGCGGCGACGAGGUACAGCGGCUCACUUCGGCCUUCCAGGACCCCGAGUUCCGGCGGCUGUUCGCGGAUUACACUCAGGAGCUCAGCGACCCGGCACAGCGGCGGCGCUACGAGGAGGAGAUCACGGCGCUGGAGCGGGAGCGCGGGGUGCAGGUCCGCUUCGUGCACCCGGAGCCGGGCCGCGUCCUGCGCACCAGCCUGGACGGCGCGCGGCGCUGCUACGUGAACGUGUGCAGCAACCCGCUGGUGGGCGCUCCCAGCAGCCGGCCCGACUCCCGAGGCGCCACGCCGGGCCACCGCUGGUCCCUGCCGCACAGCCUGACGCCCGGCCGCGAGUAUGCGGGGCGCCGGGGCACCGGCUACACGGUCUACGACGUGGUUUUCCACCCGGACGCGCUCACCCUCGCCCGGCGCCACGAGAGCUUCCGCCACAUGCUGGACGCCACGGCUCUGGAGGCCGUCGAGAAGCAGUUCGGUGUAAAGCUGGACCGCAGGAACGCCAAAACCCUGAAGAUCAAGUACAAGGGGACCCCGGAGGCCGCCGUGCUCCGCACCCCACUGCCUGGGGGUGCCCCGGCGCGGCCUGAGGAGCCCGAGGGCCCGCUUGCCCAUUUCCCCUACCCCUACCCCUACCCUUCCCCGGCGGCGGCGCACUCGGAGACCCCGCCUCCAGAGGCUUGCUCCGCCCCGCGCACGGAGUCGGACCCCGCCCCCACCGAGCCUCGCCACAGCGUGGUGCAGCGCCACCACGUGGACCUGCAGGACUAUCGCUGCUCGCGCGACUCGGCCCCGAGCCCCGUGCCCCGCGAGCUGGUGGUCACCAUUGAGCUGCCGCUGCUGCGUUCGGCCGAACAGGCGGCCCUGGAGGUGAGCGGCAAGCUGCUGUGCCUCGACUCGCGGAAGCCCGACUACCGGCUGCGGCUCUCGCUCCCGUACCCGGUGGACGACAGCCGCGGCAAGGCGCAAUUUCAUAAGGCCCAGCGGCAGUUGGUCGUCACGCUGCCCGUGGUCCUGCCUGCGGCGCGGCAGGCGCUCCCCGCGGCGCCGGAAGGUGCCGGCGACCCGUCCGGAACUGACGGCGCGGCCUGCGUUCCCGCGUUCCCGGAGGAGGCGGGCCUGGCUAGGAGUCGCGCCGACGACCGAGACUCGAGUCCCAGCAGAGCAGGGGCUGCGGACUCCGAGGUCGUCGCCCCGGGUGCGCCCGAGGCGGUGUCGCCCCCGCGCGGCGUGGAGGAGCUGGUUCCCAAACCGGAAGAGCCGGACUCCGGCCGGCACGUGGGCGCGCCGCUGGGCGGUGGCGGAGGCUCUUGUGUUUUAACCUGGGACCUUGACGCGAGCCCCUGUGUAGAAAGAGGGGGUGCCGGCGGAGAUCUGAGUGUGGAGACCCGCGUAGACCGAGAAGGCGCCGGCGGAGAUCCCUGUGACGGGGCCAUGGGAGGUCCUAGGACCGAGAGUGCGGACCUGCUGUGCCCGCCUUUGCAAUGUAAUCAAGACGAAGAAUCCCUGAUUCUGCUCAUUCAAGUGCCUCAGAUCCUGCCGCAAAGUCUGCAAGGGGAUUUGAGCCCCCUCCGGUACACAUUGUGCUUCUCCACUCAGAACUUUGUUCAUUAUUCCUUCUUUUUGCAGUUUGCUCCAGAGAAUAAGUUAAGUAGCAAAGAACCAGCGAUUAGCAUUUCUUCAAACAAUGCUGUGAUAGAACUGGCCAAAUCUCCAGAGAGUCGUGGACAUUGGAGAAAGUGGUAUUAUGGUUUGAACAACGAUACUUUGGAGGAAAAGAUGUUUGUCAAUGAAGAAAAUGUUAAUGAGUUUCUUGAUGAGGUCCUGAGCUCUUCAUUGAAGCAAGCACUACCCCUAGUUCCACCACUAAUUGAAGUUCUUCAAAUUACUGAUGAUAAUAUUCAAAUUCAUGCAAAGUUGCAAGAAAAUAGUAACUCUGAUCAGCCUCAUGUAAAGGAUGGAGUCCAUGAAGGAAGUUGUUUGGCUAAAGAAGGAAACACCACUACAACUGAACAAGAACAUACACUGCGAAGUGCCAGAUCUUCCGAUUCCUCUAUCAUAGCAAAGGAUGUGCUAGGAGCAGAGAGUUGUGGUUCAGUUGCCUUCCUGCAACAAGAGUCUCUUGAUGUUUCUCAGGAGCUACUUGGGAAAUCUCAGCAACCUGAGUCAAAAAUGGAACCUGAAUUUAUAAAAGAGAAAUGUGCCGGUUACUCAAAUGAACCAGAAUUAACUGAAGAAAAAGAGUUAAAUGUAGAUCACCUUUCUUCACUACAAAACAAAAGUACAGCUCACCAUAUACCUGCUUUUGAAAGCAUAAAAGAAACCAAUAUGCAGGAUGGCAGUGUGCAAAUUAUUAAAGAUCAUGUGACUCAUUGUGCAUUCAGUUUUGAGAAUCCAUUGCUGUAUGACUUAGAUUGAUUCUAUACAAUUUUGGAAGUUAAAGGUUAAUAAUUUUGUUUUAAGUAGGACCUAAAAUAGUCUAUUAAAUAUUCAUUGCUUUACAACUAAAUCUAUUCAUAAAAGUAUAAGGUUAAAAUCUGUAAUUUUGAUUCUAAGUGUUUUGCUUUUGCUUUGUGGUAUUUGCCUCCCAGAGAAGUUAAUUUUCCUUAAUUUUGGAGGUAAAUUUUGUGAUUCCUCUGAUGUUUUUCUAGUGGAAAAUUAAACUAGUUUUAUUAAAACCUUUA